GAACGUUGCGGAUUUUCCCCACACUCUCGUUAUCAGGACGACAUUUUUCCAGUUAAAAACGAAAGUGUCUAUAAAUCUGAAACCGAACGUGUUUUAGUUUUAUAUAAUAUAUUUAUAUACACGGCAGGGAUCCGGACGUGCACUAGGCAGGUGCGCGUGCACGGUGCGCGAGCUGGCGAUGACAUCACCUGGUGAAUAUAAUAAAUGUAUAUCAUAUAGAUGUGUUUGUCGCUACGACACGGAGCUCAGAGUUUGAGGUUUAACAUAAACAUUAGACAUUAAACACGGUAAAGAUGAGCUUUCUGGGUCGGAACCGGAUGCUCGGUCUCGGUAUCGGUGUCACCGUCAGUACCGCACUGAUCGCGGUGCUGCUCAUUAAACACAUGGUGCGGAGGAGGAGGAAACAGCGCCCCUUAGAGGUGACACACAGCACUGCAGCUGGGGACAGACGGACAAACCUGGGACAGGAGGGUGGAGUAGCAAUAGCAUCUGUCCUGAGCGAGUUAACCCCAGAGCAGCACACUGAGCUGAAGAAGACUCUGAAUGAGGUGAUGAUGAGUGUGACCACUCUACGUGGUGAAGUAGCCGAGCUGAGGGACGGCCUGAGAGACAUCGCCAACACCAUAGUUGAGGACGUCAGGAAAGGAGUGGAGGAAGGGCAAAGGUCACGGCGGCGACGUCACUUCCUGACGAGGGAGCGUUCUGACUCCAUGAGCUCCAGCUCCAUUUACUUCACUGCCAGUAACGGGAUGAGCAGUCGGAGCGAGGGCGGAUACACAACAGCUUAUUCGACUGCAGAGUCUGACUACACAGACCGAGAGACAGACAGGGACGAGGACCAGGACGAGGAAGAUGAAGACGAGGAGGAGGAGGAAGAGCGUAGCUGUGCCACAGUUCUGACUCUCCAGCCGGACGAGCCGCAGUCUGAGGAAGAUGAUGUGGAUGCUGAUGAAGAAGUGGUGGUGAUGAGUCCUGAACUCGCUCUGCUGCUGACCCAGAGUGACCUCCUUCAUGCUGGGGAUUCUGGGAAAAAAACUGAUGGAUUUAUUCUGUUAAGGGAGAACAAACCCCUGUACAGUGAUAAUAUUGAGUUUCUAUGGCGACUGGCUCGAGCCUACAAUGAUAUGUGUGAGCAUACAGAGGACGAGGAAGAGCGGCGAAGUUAUGCAGAGCAAGGUCGUGAUGAGGCAGAGUCAGUACUUCAGAGAAACGGACUGAACGCUGACUGUCAUAAGUGGUUUGCUGUGCUGACCAGUCAGAUGUUGCAGUGUGACAGCAUGCACAGUAAACUGAAGAGCAGCCACAUACUCAAGGAACACUUGGAUCAUGCUUUAGCUCUCAGAGACGACGACCCGCUGUGUUUCUACCUGAUGGGCCGCUGGUGCUAUGUGAUUAGCAGGUUGUCGUGGUUGGAGCAGAAGGCAGCAGCUGCUGUGUAUGAAACUCCUCCAUGUUCCUCUCUACACCACGCUCUGGAGAACUUUCUGAAGGCUGAAAAGCUAAAGCCAGGAUCCUCCAGAGCAGUAAGACUCUACAUUGCAAAGUGUCAUAAGGAUUUAGGAAACGAAUCAGAGGCGAGGAACUGGGCACACCUGGCACUGACCACACCCACCAACACCCACCAGGAGGCAAAGCUCUCUGUGAUGGAGGCGGAGCUACAGGCUUUGAUUGACAGCCCUGCUGUACAGCUGUAAGACUGUGGAGUGAUCUUUCUCUCAUUCCACCCCACGUCCAGUUGAUGCUCGAGCUUUUCAACAAACAUCUUAACCAAGCUAAAGUCCAUUAGAACAUCUGUCCUAACGUUGCCUACUCAGGCAGCCUGGUGUCACAAUGAAGUGAUGGUGUUAUAACUGACGUACGAGUCUUUAAAGAGACGACAUUUUAAAGCUGCUGUUCAGGUGUUUCUGUAACUUACUUUUCACAAAACUAUUUAUUUCACUUCUAACUUAUAAAUCCAUCAUGAAGGCAGCAUGUGUUUGAGAAGUGUGCUUUAAUGUGACAUUCCAAAUGCUCAGAGUUUUGUUCUGAAGCAAAUAAAACAUUCUAAACAUUC
This is a messenger RNA of Tachysurus vachellii, 2053 nucleotides long. It is a transcript of the gene rmdn3, whose product is annotated as regulator of microtubule dynamics 3. Lineage: Eukaryota; Metazoa; Chordata; Actinopteri; Siluriformes; Bagridae. The coding region runs from base 294 to 1694 and encodes 466 amino acids. The record is from RefSeq and is a predicted model, not a curated record. Gene Ontology annotation, molecular function: microtubule binding. Gene Ontology annotation, cellular component: spindle microtubule; cytoplasm; mitotic spindle pole. The transcript has 13 exons.